Messenger RNA from Trypanosoma brucei brucei TREU927, 789 nucleotides. Its product is annotated as expression site-associated protein. Bases 1 to 789 code for a protein of 262 amino acids. The transcript has a single exon. The record is from RefSeq and is a predicted model, not a curated record. Lineage: Eukaryota; Euglenozoa; Kinetoplastea; Trypanosomatida; Trypanosomatidae.
AUGAUGCUCAUGAUUGCAACGAGCCUAUUUUUGAUUCUAAUGUUGUGCGUGGCUGGCGUUGAACAGCGGGUUGUGAGCGCAGUGGAUGUCACUAUGAGCAGGGAUUCAUGCACUGAAUACCGUACCUCUCCCACCACUGGAGUUCUGGAAUGUGGGACUGUGACAGCAAACCGGCGCAGCUCUACUCACCAACAGAAUCCACCCGUAACAGCUUCCGCUAUCCAACAACCCCAGUCACAACUCCAAGAAGAAACCAGCACACAAAAGCCAUUGGGGCCGCGGUCUACAGACUCGAGUUCAAACGGUGGCAAUGGGAGCAGUCACCAAACUUCAAAGCCUCAGGAGAAGUCUCCUGAAGUGGCCACGGAACUUGAUGAUGGUCAACCCCAUGGAAGUCCAGAAUCGAGUGUGAAGUCAUCUAACGAACUCCCGCAAGCGAAUUAUGUGGGCGCUGCUGCCGUCACUAGCGACCAUCAGAGGGUUCAGGCAAAAAAAAAGAUGGGAGAUGAAGGUGAAACUAAAACAAGAAGGGAGAACAGGCAAGGUAAUGAAGAAGAAACGCAAAAAUUUGUCCCGCCACCACAAGUGACGGGGCAGGAUGACAGGUAUGUUGCAUCGCCACUGCGAAGCGCAGCGUCCGAACCAGAAGUGAGUAGACCUUCAGAUGUAGUGACAAGCGGUACAAAUGAGACCUCGUCUUCUAAAGAGAGUGAACAAAGAAGGAACGGUGUAGGUCACAAAAGACACGCGAUGAUACUAUCCACAGUACUGAGCUUCAUAAUCUUCUAA